This is a messenger RNA of Daphnia pulicaria, 615 nucleotides long. RefSeq lists its product as uncharacterized. NCBI's taxonomy places the organism in Eukaryota, Metazoa, Arthropoda, Branchiopoda, Diplostraca, Daphniidae. Bases 122 to 604 code for a protein of 160 amino acids. The record is from RefSeq and is a predicted model, not a curated record. The transcript is spliced from 4 exons.
GAAUCACCUUUUUAAAAAGAUAAGUGAAUUAAUCAGUUACAAAUAAACUAAUAUAAUUUCGAAUAGCAUUUUAGAUUUUAGAUCAACUUACUGCCGGAAUCAUUUUCAUUUCUCUGCUACAAUGUCUUUCACAAGAACAAACGCUGGAGAGCCUCUGAUCCAUGAUUUACUCCGGCCUUGGUUUUUAGCGUCUCCCGUACUACAAUUAUACCCGAAUGAAAACCGAGAGUCUUUAAAAAAAACAAAACACCGCAGCUGUUAUUUUUACAACUACCAGAGUGAGAAGAUGGCCGACAGAUGGAUUCCGCCCCGCCAAACAAUCCAGAAUUCGUCGUUCAAACAUGUAAAGGAGGGUUCGGACGGCCUUUGUCGAUGUUUCGAAGUGUCGCUUGUUUUCGCCCAGUUGAAACAUUGGGCAAUAACCCACCUUCAUUAUUAUUCCUGGCACGUCUCCCGACAACAUCUUCUCCCUGCAUCAUGUAUACUGCUGGAGCUGCUGGACGAGUUGUGUGAACUUCGUUUCUUGGCAACACGACAUUUCAGAUUUUCAGUGUUAAAAAACAACAAAAACAAAACAGUAAUGAACCAGUUUCUCGCCGAGUGAACGAAUUUUAC